This is a messenger RNA of Caretta caretta (loggerhead turtle), 5263 nucleotides long. RefSeq names its product hypocretin receptor 2 (gene HCRTR2). NCBI's taxonomy places the organism in Eukaryota, Metazoa, Chordata, Testudines, Cheloniidae. The record is from RefSeq and is a predicted model, not a curated record. Gene Ontology annotation, biological process: G protein-coupled receptor signaling pathway; feeding behavior; circadian sleep/wake cycle process. Gene Ontology annotation, molecular function: orexin receptor activity. Gene Ontology annotation, cellular component: plasma membrane.
GUAGAGCACCCAUUGGGACACUAUGCAAAGAAGAUUUCCACAUCUACUUUAGCCGCUUACCCAGCAGGACUUGAAGGGCUUUCCGAGUCACCAGCCACUGAUUUCAAUAGCUCCCCCGAUUCCAUCGCUGCUGCUGCUGCUCUUUUUUCUCCAAAAUUGAAGUUUUAGUGAUGUUUAAAGCUGGAACAGGACAGGGGAGACGUGGUGGGGGUACAGAGAGCAGAUGCUAGGGAAACUUGGGAAGAAAGAAAACUGGGGUCACAGAAAGGGGCAUGAGAGGAGGGACAGUAGCAUAGGGAAGGGUCUGUGGAGCUAGGGAGUGCAGUUUUGGAGCAUCAAGGACAGGUGUAAAUGUAUGUCUAAGGAUUCCUAAAUGUGAGACACACAUUGCAUGAGCACACUUGUAUAUACGGGCAGUGAGGCAAGUGCACUCUUGCUUACAGGUUGGAUCACAUAUACUCUCACAUUUGGAAGCAAACUGCCCGCUUCUCCUUCUCCCCCCAAGGAUUUACUGUGUAUUGCAGAUUCUGUGCCAGAAUGAUGCAUUUGUAAGCAUAUGCUGUACCGGCUCCUGUGUCACUGCAGCCUCUGAUGCCAAGUCCUCAUUCCCUCUCCCAGAGCUGCUGUAUGUGCAUCUUUGCUGGGAAGGGCUGCAAAGGUAGUAGGAGAAGUUGCAGAGUAAAAGGCUUGGUCAUCAUUGGCUCUAACUUUUUUCAUUCUUUCUCCUUUUCAUUACACAUCACCAGUGUAAAUGGAUGGGCUUCAUAGAAGCUUGAAGUACUGAGAGGUUUUGAUCCAGACCCAAGCUACAACCAGUGAUGUCCGAGACCAAACUGGAUGAUCCCCCUUCUUGUAGGAACUGGUCUUCUGUUCCAGAACUGAAUGAUACUCAGGAGCGUUUUUCAAUCCCCUCUGUUGACUACGAUGAUAAGGAAUUUCUGCGAUACCUUUGGAGGGAAUAUUUACAUCCCAAAGAAUAUGAAUGGGUCCUGAUUGCAGGGUAUAUUGUUGUAUUCAUUGUGGCUCUCAUUGGAAACAUCCUGGUUUGUAUUGCAGUGUGGAAGAACCAUCACAUGCGGACAGUCACCAACUACUUCAUAGUAAACCUCUCCCUGGCUGAUGUUCUUGUCACAAUCACUUGUCUUCCAGCCACGUUAGUAGUGGAUAUCACAGAAACUUGGUUCUUUGGGCAGACCCUCUGCAAGGUGAUCCCCUAUUUACAGACUGUGUCAGUCUCUGUGUCUGUACUAACACUUAGCUGCAUCGCUUUGGAUCGCUGGUAUGCAAUUUGUCACCCUUUGAUGUUUAAAAGCACAGCCAAGAGGGCAACGAAUAGCAUUAUCGUUAUCUGGAUUGUAUCCUGCGUUAUAAUGAUUCCUCAGGCUGUUGUUAUGGAAUGCAGCAGUGUGUUCCCAGGAUUAGCUAACAAAACAAUCUUAUUCACAGUUUGUGAUGAGCACUGGGGAGGUGAGGUCUACCCCAAAAUGUACCACAUGUGUUUUUUUCUGGUGACGUACAUGGCACCAUUGUGUCUUAUGGUGUUGGCCUAUUUACAAAUAUUUCGAAAACUAUGGUGCCGCCAGAUCCCAGGAACUUCAUCAGUAGUUCAAAGAAAAUGGAAGCCUUUGCCCUCUUUAGCACAGCCCCGGAAACUGGGACAAUCAACCAAGUCCAGGAUUAGUGGGGUAGCAGCUGAAAUAAAACAGAUUCGAGCCAGGAGGAAAACAGCACGUAUGCUAAUGGUGGUUCUCUUGGUUUUUGCACUUUGCUAUCUACCAAUUAGUAUCCUCAAUGUCUUAAAAAGGGUUUUGGGGAUGUUUAACUAUGCUGAUGACAGAGAGACUGUGUAUGCCUGGUUUACAUUCUCGCACUGGUUAGUGUAUGCCAACAGUGCAGUGAACCCUAUCAUUUAUAACUUUCUCAGUGGAAAAUUUAGAGAAGAAUUUAAAGCAGCUUUUUCUUGUUGCUGGCUUCGCAUUCACCAUCACCAGGAUGAACGACUCACCAGAGGUCAUGCAAGCACUGAAAGUCGGAAAUCCUUGACCACCCAGAUCAGCAAUUUUGAUAAUGUUUCAAAACUUUCAGAACAUGUUGUGCUGACCAACAUGAGCACACUCCCAGCAAAUGGUGUCACGGCCAAACUCAGCCCAUUGAAGUCAGUGGAAUUGCACCUGCGUACGUCAGGGAUGAACAUGACUUCAAGUUUAGAUGAAGCAGAAAGAGUUUCUGUGGAAGACAGUGGCACAACAGAGAAUACAGAGUGGGCCAAAUUCAUCCCUGGUGUAACCAAACUGACCUUACUGGAGUUACACCAGGGAUGAGGUUUGCCCUGUACAUUUAAAACAACCUGUGAAUGGCAUUCCAGUAACAACACAACAGUUGGACAAAGGGAUUCCCCCAAAAUGACUGCUUCUUCAAUUCCCAGUCUCAUGGAAACUUACUUACCUCCUCAUGAGCUAAACAUACAGAAUUCACGUCAUUGCAAGACGUUUUAAAGAAUAUAUUGCAUCAUGCUUUGUACAUACUGGAUAUAUUUAUUUUUAAUGUGUUCCAGAUGCCAUGUAACAUUCUCAAAUGCAUCAUGUAAAGAACUCAGUAUUUCAAAGCAAGGAGUCAUUAACAUUUAUAUUAUGUACUGAUACCAUUAAUGACAGUUUAUCCUCCUAUGCAUUAGUGGAAUUUUGGAAUUACUUUUACAUGUGAUACACAAAUGCAUGGAGUCUGGGCAAUAAAAUGGAAGAUCUGGAAUACUAGUGCAGGAGGGCAAACCAGACACAGGGAUUACAGAAACAUGGUGAAACAGCACUCAUGACUGGUAUUGAAAGGUAUGUCUGUUUAGGAGAGCUAGAAAUAAAGAUGUGCAUCUAUGAAAACUGUAAAGAAAAAAGAAGUAGCAGUAUAGACAAAACAGAAGCUAUUUGGGUCAAAAUCACCUUGGGGAAGGAUUGCAAAAGAGGUUCUAUUGGGACAGCUAUAAGGGUCUGCUAUAGAUCCCCAGGGUCGGACUCUGAUAUGGAUAGUAGUAUUUAUCUUUCUAAUAAUAUUACCAUUUUUGAGGAUGACAAUAAAUAUUAGAGAGGAAAACACUACUGGGAAUUGUGUCAUAAUAGGAGAUUUUAUCUUCCCAGAUAUAGAUUAGAGAAUAAAUGCUUCUUAAUACUGGUAGGGCCCAGUUGUUCCUGGAUAUGAUAGAUGGCAGUUUUCCUCAUCAAAUUGUUGCUGAACCAGCAAGGGGUGAUGCAGUUUUAAACUUGGUUUUUGUAAGCAGUGAGGAAAUCAUAGAUAAGAUGGUCGUAGGAAAUUACCUUGGACUGAGUGAUCAUGAGUUUAAAUUAAAUGCAAAGGUAAACAAAACCAAGUUGUCAGCUAUGUCUUUUUAUUUCAAAAGGGUAACCUUUGGGAAAUCAAGGGAAUUAAUUAAAGAAGUCAACUGGCUUGGAAUUUCUUUAAAUCAGCCAUACAAAAACUAUCUGUAACUUGCAUCCCACUGAAGGACAAAAAAUUCAUAGGGAAAAACUCCAGCCCCAGCUGAAUGACUAACCACCUCAGAAAGGUUAUUAGGAGUAAGCAGAGAGCCUAUAAGGAAUGGUAAAAGGGAUAGAUGAGCAAAGAAAGGUACAUCUUGGAGGUUAGGCAAUGCAGAAAUUGCUAAACGUCAAACUGAAUUAGCUCUUUCCAAGGAAAUUAAAAAUAGAUCAUAUGAGUUUUUUAGUUACAUAAAUAAGAAAUAAGGAAGGAUGAGGUUGGAUGCAAUGAGUGAGGCUAUGAGGGGAGGAGAUUCAAACUAAUUUAGGUAUGGCCCAAAAACUAAAUGAAUACUUUGCCUUGGUUUUCAAUAAGCAUGAUAAUAUGGAACAUGGGCAUGAAGGCAGGAUGGCUGGUGGAAAUGAGCAUAGAAAUGGAAAUUACCACAUUUCAGAUGGAUGAAAAACUCAAGAGUUUAAUGCAUUCAAAUGGGGAGGAACAGAUAAUUUUCAUCCCAGAAUACUGAAAGAUCUGGCACAUGAGAUUGCUAGUCCAAUAGCAAGGAUUUUUAAUUAAUCCAUCUAUUUUGAGGUAAUGACUGGAGAAUAGUUAACUUUAUACCUAUAUUUAGGAAAGGGGUGAGGAAAAGUCAUUUGGUCAAUUACAGACCUAACCUCAGUAGUGUGCAAGACUUCAGAAGGAAAAUUAAAAUUCAUUGUGGGUAAAUGGUAAAGGAUAUGUAAGGCAACAUGGGUUUACCAAAUGUAGAUCAUGCCAGAUUAACCUGAUUUCUUUCUUUGAGAAAAUAACUGAUUUUUUUAGAUAAGGGAAAUGCAACCAUGCUAAUAUAUUUAGACUUCAGAAAAGCAUUUGACAUGAUACCACAUGAGAAAUAAUUAGUUAAAUUAGGCCUGGUCUACACUACGAGUUUGUCGGAUUUAGCAGCAUUAAAUCGAAUUAACCCUGCACCCGUCCACACAACGAAGUCAUUUUUUUCAACAUAAAGGGCUCUUAAAACCGAUUUCUGUACUCCUCCCCAAUGAGGGAAUUAGUGCUGAAAUUGACAUCGCCAUUUUGAAUUAGGGUUAGUGUGGACGCAAUUCAAAGGUAUUGGCCUCCAGGAGCUAUCCCACAGUGCACCAUUUUGACCGCUCUGGACAGCACUCUGAACUCGGAUGCACUGGCCAGGCAUACAGGAAAAGCCCUGGGAACUUUUGAAUCUCAUUUCCUGUUUCGCCAGGCGAGCUCAUCAACACAGGUGACUAUGCAGAGCUCAUCAGCACAGGUGACCAUGCAGUCCCAGAAUCAAAAAAGAGCUCCAGCAUGGACUGAACGGGAGGUACUGGAUCUGAUCGCUGUAUGGGGAGAGGAAUCCAUGCUAUCAGAACUACGUUCCAAAAGAUGAAAUGCCAAAACAUUUCAAAAAAUCUCCGAGCCCAUGAGGAACAGAGGCUACAGCAGGGACGCAACACAGUGCUGCAUGAAACUUAAGGAGCUCAGACAAACGUACCAGAAAACCAAAGAAUCAAACAGACACUCCGGAACAGAGCCCCAGACAUGCCACUUCUACACUGAGCUGCAUGCAAUUCUGGGGGGGGGGGGGCCACCACCACUACCCCACCCCUGUCCAUGGACUCCGAUGAUGGGGUACUCUCCGCGAUGCCUGAGGAUUUUGCAGACGGAGAAGAUGAGGAGGAGGAGGACGAGCUUGAGGAGAGCACACAGCACACUGUUCUCCCCGACAGCCAGGAUCUUUUUAUCACCCUGACUGAAAUACCCUCCCAAGCCAGAGAAGGGA